This is a messenger RNA of Xiphophorus hellerii (green swordtail), 4716 nucleotides long. RefSeq names its product trimethyllysine hydroxylase, epsilon (gene tmlhe). Gene Ontology annotation, cellular component: mitochondrion. The record is from RefSeq and is a predicted model, not a curated record. Gene Ontology annotation, molecular function: trimethyllysine dioxygenase activity; iron ion binding. The coding region runs from base 341 to 1564 and encodes 407 amino acids. Lineage: Eukaryota; Metazoa; Chordata; Actinopteri; Cyprinodontiformes; Poeciliidae. Gene Ontology annotation, biological process: carnitine biosynthetic process. The transcript is spliced from 7 exons.
UGUGAGGUUCUAAUUUGUGUUCCGUAAAUAUCUCCCUUUCUAAUAUGGCGGCGGCGUUGACGUAGUCACACAUCCCGGCUGGGCGAAAUACGCAUGCCUGAACUGAAUAAGCGGUUUUUUUUUGUGUGUGAAAGCGACAAAAUUUAAAUCCGACAUGUGUUUAAUGAUUAAGCUUUUAUUGCCUUUUUACGUCAGUCUGAGAUGUUUUAGGAGAUUAACGAUUUAUCUGCGAGGACGGGAUUAACCAGGCAGUUCAGUCCGUCAGGAAACUGCAAGGUGUCGGAUUAACAGUGUUUUGCAGAUUUAUAUAUAGGCAUACUCAGUUGUGCUUUCAGCCGGGAUGUUCAGUGUGCUUCCCAGAGCAGCUGGCUCUGCCCUGAGGCAGACUCGGCUGCUGUUUGCCCGCACAGAACCCCGCGUGGCCCUGCAGCUCCGCUUUGCAGCCUCUGCGACUCUCCGCUUGCUCCAAGACUGCCUCGAGGUCAGCUACGGAGGGACGCUGAUGCGUUUCAACUACGUGUGGCUGCGGGACCACUGCCGCUCAGCGUCCUCUUACAACUCCGCAACCCACCAGAGGAGCCUGGACACCGGGAGCAUAGAGCUCACUCUGCGCCCUGAGAGCUCCGCGGUGGAAGACGGUCAGCUCGUCCUCACCUGGCCUGGUGGCCACGUGUCAAAGUUCAGCCUCAGUUGGUUGGCUGAGAACAGCUAUGAAGGAAGGAAGACGGUCAUGGAGCAGCCGUGCGUCCUGUGGAACGCUAACAUCUACCAAAACGCUUGCAUAUCAGCAGCCAAAUGGGACAAGUUCAUGAGCUGCGACAGCGAGUUGAAGAAGUUCCUUCAGAACUACCUCUGGUAUGGAAUUGCCUUUGUGGACGACGUUCCGACGACAGUGGAAGCCACUGAGGAAGUCAUCAGGAGAGUCAGUCUGAUCAGAGAGACUAUUUAUGGGAGAAUGUGGAGUUUUACAUCCGAUUUUUCGAGAGGCGACACUGCUUACAGUCAGCUGGCCCUGGACCGUCACACUGACACUUCUUACUUUCAGGAGCCAUGUGGAAUCCAGGUGUUUCAUUGUCUCCGACACGAGGGUACUGGAGGGAAGACGCUGCUGGUGGAUGGAUUCUAUGCUGCGGAGAAGCUCCGCCAGCACUUCCCAGAGAACUUCGAGCUGCUGUGCCGCGUCCCCAUCAGGCACGAGUACAUUGAAAACACAGAAAAUCACCAAAACCACAUGAUGGGCAUUGGCCCCGUGCUCAACGUCUACCCUUGGAACAAUGAACUCUACAUGAUCCGAUAUAACAACUAUGACCGGUCAGUGAUGAACACGAUCCCCCACGACACCAUCCGACGAUGGUAUGUAGCACAUCGAGAGCUCACCACAGAGCUACGGCGGCCGGAGAACGAGCUGUGGGUGAAACUCAGUCCAGGGAAGGUGAUUUUUAUUGACAACUGGAGGGUCCUACAUGGGAGGGAAUCUUUCACCGGCUUGAGGCAGCUUUGUGGAUGUUAUCUGACCCGAGACGACGUCCUCAGUGCUGCACGCCGCUUUGGACUACAAGCCUAAACAUACAGAUUCUGUCAUUUCAGUGCCUUAAUCGUUUGCCUCUGUCACACAGAUUUCAUCACGUUGGACUCGGAGUCCAGUCCAGGAGGAUGUUCUGCUUUGCUCAUAUACAUUUUGUAAUAUUGCUUUGUUUUUAAAGAUUUUUUUUUAAAAUUUUAUUUCACCUGAAAAAUAUUCUCAGGUGAUAAUUUGAGCAGUGCUGUGUGAGAAGCUUAACGUUUUUGGGAUAUUGUGUUAGAACCUAAUCCUUAAGAUUCUCCAUUACCUGACCUGUGUCGUUCUAGCUGACCUCUGAGGCCUUCAGAAAACUUAUAGAUUCACACUGAGAUUAAAUAAAAAAAACACACAAAUGGACUUUUGGUGACCUCUGAAGGCAAUUGACUGCGCUGAAUUCUGUGUAUCAGAGUAAAUAUGAAGUAUGACAUUCUUCAUAUUUUUCCUAUCUCUGAAAGAACUUUGUUAAAUAAAAAAACAAAUGAAAUGUGUUGUAGUAAUAUCAUAAAAUGUGGAAAAGUUGAAAGGAUAUAAAUAUUUUAUUCUGGUAGUGAUUGACCUAUAGCCUGACCCCUACAGUAAAUGCAGUGAGCAUACUACAUGGGCAAGCUUGACAUAAUUAAGUGGAUCAGUAAGUAAUUUUACAGUAAUCAUGUUAGUGAAGUUUAUUUAUUCUAAUUAAACCAGACACUUUUCUAUCAGUAGAAAGAUCCAAAGAUUUUUCUAAAUGUUUAGAAACUGAAUGAAAGAAAAUCUGAUGCGGUGUACUUACAGUGCCUUGCUAAAGUAUUCAUCCCCUUUACACUUGCUCCAGUUUGGUUUUGUGGCAGGCAAAAGCUUUAGUGUAGUUUAUUGGGAUUCUCUCAGAUAGACCAAAACAAAGCUGUGCAUAUUUGUGAGACUGAGGAACAAAAUAUGGAUGAUUUUCAAUAUUUCUUUAACAAAUUAAAAUCACAAAACUGCGGCAUGCAUUUGUAUUUAGCCUCCUUUACUCUGGUUACCUGCAGAAAUCACCAAAUCAGUCAUUUUAUUAGUACUUUUGGGUUCUCAAUAUGACUCCCUGAUGAUAAAUAUAAAGUACCGGUAUAUAUCUAAAAGGAGUUGCAGGAAUUUCAAGAUGUCCUGCAACAUGAAGUCUUAGGAGGAGAAUAUUAGAGAUUCACAUUAAUCAGGGCCUGGGACAUUUGUGUCUACCUCAGUAUGAGUUGGAUGGAAAAGUAGUAAAUGUAAUAGAAAGCUAAUAGAAAAUGAAGACGAUGAGUUUCAUCAUUUGAAGUGAAAUCUGAUCGUGAUUCAUGUUAAACAGUCAUUCCAAAUGGUCCGUCAUUUAACCCGUGCCGUCCUUCCAGUUGUUCUCAGUCGACCCUUUCUCUUCAGCAAGGAGGUUGCUAAAUGUAGUUGCUAUAGAAACCUUACCCAAGGAAUCCGUGGCUCCCUCUAGUGGAAAAAUAAAGUGUUUAUCUUCCACUUUUUAGGCUAAAGUCUUAAUAAUAAAAUGACAUAAGAUAUAUAUGUCUAUAGUCUGAACCUGUGCACACACUCUAAAGAAACAAGAGUGACUGUGCCAGGAAAACAAUGUUGCGUGUGAAGAAUCUGGUUGCCAGUGGAAGUCACCAAACACAAACGGCUGACCUUAGUCAUUGUAAUAUAAAUGCACACACAUGCAAUUCUAAUCAGAACUCUCUGUACAGUCAUCCUGACCAUGACCAGUCUGUUCAUUUUGGACUGCUCUCUUUUACAGGAGAAAUGAUUAUUCAACUAUAAUAAGCUUUAAAAACAACAACAAACUAAUCACAUUUUAAUUAAUUUACUCUGGAUUUUAUCCUGUUUUUUGUUGUUGAUGUUUUGUUUUCUGUUUUUGCAGCCAUCAGCAAGUUUCUGGUGUAAUUCCGGUUGGAAAUUUCACUCUAACUCUUAACUAAAUGAAUUUGUAUGAUUCGUUUGAAUUUGUUGGCCUCUACAUGGUUAGCAGCCUUUAAGCAUAAUCCGUGCAUUUUCAGUUUCUACAGUUUAGCUGUUGCUUUAAGCUGAGGGGGAGAGUUUGAAGGCGGCUGCAUUUCUUUUUCGCUCCAUCCACUUUUGAAAUGAACCGGUACAAUUGGCAGACCUUCAGCAUGACACAGCCACCACCAUGCUUGACUGUUGUUACAGUGUUCUAAGGCUUGAAAGCCUCCAUGCAGUUAGAAUGUGUAUGUGGGCAAACGUCAGCUGUGCUUAAUGUUCACCAUAUUCCAGAUCCUGGAGGGCAGGAUUAAGACUGCGGGAGUUGCUGGGUUGCCUGUUGACCAUCCAAACCGAUAUCCUUAAAACGCUGAGAAAUUUAUUGUCGAACAGAAAAAUGAUCCCUUAAUACACAUGAAAUAUGAUUUUAAAGUUGAUAAAGUGGGCCAGCACUAUAUAUUUCUUUUUUAAUUAUUGACCUCGGAUAAAAGCUUUAAAGCCAGUGCUGUGCCAGAAAGCAGUCAUUUUAAAGGAGCUAUUCUGCCAGCUGCUUUUUAAUUGGCCACAUAAGCUCAUGCUGAAAAUCGAAAUCGCUAUAAAAAAUGUACGGUAAUCAAAUAACACUUGCCGUGCAAAUACAUAUUAGACAGCACAUUUUGUUGUUGUUGAAGUUCAGUUGCAUAACUGACAAUGGUUCAAAUGCAUCAAAGUGUAGCUCAACACCCAAACAGUAAUAAGCGAUGAAUUUCUCUGACAGACCGUAAGUCUAAUGUAAUGUAAUGCAAAGGCUUAAAACGUGCAGAUUCAGAAAUAAUUUAUCAAUAUCUGUGAGUGUAUUUAUCUUCUUCUUCUUGUGUGUCCUUUUCACUUCAGGUGCCUUCGAUACAGCGAGUGUCGGCCCCACACCUCACUGGCUGAUUUUGACCUGAGUGAACAAAUCACGAAGCAGAGGUGUGUACAAAAAACCCCCCACAAAAAAACAAAUGUGUAAGGAUCCCCUGUUCUGUCUGUGUGAGUUGCUGAGACAAAACCUGUGAGGUGGGUUCAAACGCAGGAUGUUUUAAUCAAGCAAACCCCUUAUGAAGGACUAAUUUAUGUGCAUUUCAUGUGUAAACCAGUCAUUAUUAGUCUCAAAAUGUAACCUUACAACUCUGCCAGUGAACUGAAAGCAACUGUACACUCCCACUAAAAUUUUUAUUAAAGCCUAUCUUACUUUA